GUAGACUCCGACUGAUUUUGCUUCACAGUUAUAAACAAAUUGAGAAUAUUCGAUUCACUCACCCAAGCAUUUUCUGGAACAUGACAAAUGCUGUUCACGACAAGGCGAAAUCGGGAUUUGUUGAUGGAGAAAAUUAUGACAGAUUCCGCCCUUCAUACACAGACAAAGUUGUGAAGUUGAUUGCCUCGAUCAUCACAGAAACUCAAACAGAUAAAGAAAACAAUUUAAAGUAUGAUUGUGUUGAACUUGGAGCAGGAACGGGAAAGAUGACACAGAAACUUAUUAAAGAAUUACCAAAGGUCAAAAAAUACCUUGCUACAGAGCCUAUGGAUGGGUUUCAAAAGACGCUAAAAAAGAAUUGCCCAGGAAUAGACACUCAAAUAUGCAGUGCAGAAAAAAUUCCAGUUCCCUCUGAAACUGUGAAGACUGUAAUAGCAGCACAGUGUUUCCAUUGGUUUGCUAAUAUGACCUCAUUAGAUGAAAUAAAUAGGAUACUUAUACCAGGCGGAAAAUUCUUAAUGGUAUGGAAUAAUAAAGACUGGAAUGUCCCAUGGGUGAAAGACAUUGAGAAAAUCCUGACACGUUACUAUGGUGACACACCACGAGCUAUAUCUUACCAAUGGAAGGAAGUGAUAGAAAAAUGUUCUCAUUUCCGAUGUGUUCAACACGAAAUCCUCCCUGGCACAGUAUUAAAGGGGUGUCGAGAUGAUGUAAUUGGACAUUUCUGCUCCAUAAGUGUCAUUGCCUCCCUUGAUGAAAACGAGAAAUUGAAAGUCAGAAAUGAGAUGGAAGACAUUAUGGAUACACAUAGCUUAGCCAAAGGAACUGAUGACAUCACUAUCCCAUUUAAUACUGAAUUGUAUCUAUCUGAGAAAAUUGAAACUUUGUAGAGUGUUGAUGACAAAGGAAGAAAAAAUGAACAGAUUGUGAAGGGCAUGAGAUGAACAUUCUUAUUUAUGUACAUUCUUCAGUUAUUUUCUUCAGUAACUGCAAAUAUUAAUGCUUGUUUACAACUUAUGUCAAAGCACAUUAUUUAGUAUGCUUACAUCCAAAAAAGCUUUUUAAACAUUGAUGGGAAAAUAAACAGUUAAAGCCA
This is a messenger RNA of Saccostrea echinata, 1096 nucleotides long. RefSeq lists its product as uncharacterized. The transcript has 7 exons. The record is from RefSeq and is a predicted model, not a curated record. Gene Ontology annotation, molecular function: S-adenosylmethionine-dependent methyltransferase activity. The coding region runs from base 81 to 890 and encodes 269 amino acids. Lineage: Eukaryota; Metazoa; Mollusca; Bivalvia; Ostreida; Ostreidae.